UGAUUCGUUGAUUGAGUCUGUCGAUUGUAUGGCGUGAUGGUGUGGUUAUCUUUCGUCUUGAAUUAAGACAUUAUUUACCGGCUUUCAACAUUUCUAUGUUACCUUUUUGUUGUUUUUUAUAGUUUUCAGUGAUAAAAACGUAUACCCACUCAUCUUUUUCACAAAUGAAGCAUGUUGUGAAAGGUGCCUGCCACUGUAGGCUGGCCUUACAGGCGCCCAAACGCAACCCUCUCACUUCAUCGCACAACCUGUCGUCUCUCUCCUACCGACGAUCAUGGAGCCACCUGAGCGCCGUUCGCAACCUGAGUGCCACGCCCAUCUACACCGGUGACGAUCUAAGACAUUACUCCCAAAACGCACCCUUUCUAAGACACUCCCAAAACGCUCCCUUUUUCACGCGAACUUUAGUGUUGAGUGCGGCGACGCCGGUGCGUGCGUUUCACUUGAGUUCGCGAUCGUUCGCGACCGCCGAGGACGAACCGCUGAAACCGUCGUCGAAGGUCGAGGAGACGGUCAAGGCGCUGAAGGAGAAGGCAAAGGAGGAGGCGAAGGAGAAGAAGGAGGGGGAGGGUCUGGUGAAGAAAGAGGUGGCCGUGAAGAAGAAGUCGAUAGCGGUUCGAGUGAAAGAGGAGCUGUUGCACUAUUGGCAUGGAUUCAGGCUGUUGGGUAUCGAUAUCAAUGUGUGUCGCAAGUUGAUUUGGAGGGUGCUCAAUGGACAUAAGCUGACGCGACGCGAGUAUAAGUUGUUGAUUCGAGUUGUGGGUGAUAUAUUCCGUUUGAUUCCGUUCUCCGUUUUUAUAAUAGUACCUUUCAUGGAGUUACUUCUGCCAGUAUUCAUCAAACUAUUCCCCGGUAUGCUACCGUCUACAUUCCAAACAGCCAAAGAUACGGAAGAGAAAAUGAAACAGUCGCUGAAAGUGAAAUUGAAAAUGGCGAAAUUCCUUCAACAGACCCUGGACGAGAUGGGGGUUGCUGGAAAGGGUAGAUCUUCAGAAUCUGCCAAGCAGUUUGCUGAAUUUUUCGAAAGGAUCCGAAGCGGCGGAGGCAUAGCCACCAAGGAGGAGAUUCUGCGCUACUCGAAGCUGUUCCAGGAUGAGAUCACACUAGACUCGCUGCCGCGACCUCAGCUGAUGGCGCUGUGUCGAGUGCUGGAGAUCCAGCCGUUCGGAACCACCAACUUCCUCCGCUUUCAGCUUCAGAUGAAGCUGCGAUCGCUGGCUGCCGAUGACAAGAUGAUUCAGAAAGAAGGCGUCGAUUCACUGGACGUUGGUGAACUGCAACAGGCGUGCAAGGCACGUGGCAUGCGCGCUCUGGGUAUGUCCGAACAGCAGAUGCGCGCACAGCUGGCGCAGUGGCUACAGCUCUCGUUGGAUGAGAAGGUACCACCUUCUCUGCUGCUGCUGACACGUGCGUUCAUGCUGCCCGACACGAUCAGCACCGAGCAGCAGCUGGCUGCCACCAUCUCUGCGCUGCCCGACAUCCUGGCCACCAGCACCCAGGAGGCCAUCGGCGAGCUGGAGGGUCAGCUGGACAACAAGACCCGUCUCCAAGUCACCAAGCAGGAGGUGCAGAAGAUUGUCGAGGAGCGCAAGGAGGAUGCCGAGGAGGAGAGGCAGAAAGAGAUUUUGUUGGACAAAGCUCCCGAACUGGUGGACACAGCUCCUAUCCUAGUGGCUGAACCAUCCCCAACGCAAAAGGAAGAGGCGUCGACACAUAUUAGUGGGGUGGAAUUUGGAGACGGUGGGGAUGGACUCCUCAAGCAGACGGCUAAACAACUCAAGCAGGCAACCGAGUCGAUCGAUGUAGGUGUGAUAGAGAACGCCCUCGACUCCAUGGGCAAGACAAAGAAGAAGCUCAUCGUCGAGAAGGAGGAACUCAACGAGCUCAAAGAAGAGUUGGCCGAGUACAAAGAGGAUGUUGAAGACCUGAAAGAGCUGCCGGCUGAGGAGAUACAGGUGAAGGAGACGAAGGCGGCCAAGAGACUGUUCAAGGUCGUUAACAAAAUGAUUAACAAGUUGGACGCGCAUGUCGAGAAGCUGGAAGAGAAGGGUGAGACGCUCAAGAAGGACAUUUCGCAGUUGGAUGUCGAGAAGGAGGCUAGUGAUAAACAAGAAGAAGUACUCCGCAUCGACGAGGUACUGGAAGCCAUUCGCAAACUGCAGGAAGUUGGCGAUGAAUCGCGGUUGGCGCGCAUCAAGGAGGUGCUAGCUAAGAUGGAUGAUGACCUUGACGGAGCCAUUCGACUCGACACUGUUCUCAAGGUGAUAGAUGAAAUCGGCAGUGACAGUCUCAAACUCAGCCGGAAACAGAUGGACGAAAUCGUCGAGUUGAUUAAGAAGGAGGAGGAACUGGAGGAGGCGAGCAAGGAGUUGGCGGCCGCUAAGGAGAAGGAGAAGGUCGCCAAAGGAGGGGAACAGGUCAAGGAGAGGUAGGGUGGGGGGUGGUAGAGAACAGGAGAAGAGGGGAAGUGAUGGUGUCACCUAUAAAUUAACAAAAGCCACUUGAUAUUUUGUCGAAACCACUAAUUUAUAGAAACAAUUUGAGAUACUAGUCUCGGUUGUUACACCAGUCUAGUAAAUUUGAAUUUAACAACCUAAACUAGUAUCACAAACUGUUUGGAUAAAUCAGUGGUACGUUCUUGGAACACGGUAAAGCUGGUAAAUUGUUCCAGUUCCUGUGGUACCUUGGUCCAUGUCACGUGACUGGUGCAAAACUACUAUUUGUUCCCAUGGAACGCCACUUCAAAAUCAUUGGUUUAAGCUUUUGGCGCGCACUUUUGGAGUCUAUUUCCACCAAAGUGUGUCGUUUACUAGUUUGUUGUACAAAUUUACCUGCUACAGAAGUGUACACUUCUUCCACUUUAUUACUCUCAAAUAUUCUUAAAGGAAGAAAUCAUUCAAAGAAUGGUUAUCAAACAUUAUUUUUUGUUGAUUUUUUGGUUAUCUAUUCUGUGGAUAUUCUAUGGUCAACCAUCGCUCUCAAAUAUUCUAAAAAGUAGAAAUCCUUCAACGAAUUUUGUAUACACUAUUUUGUUGAUUUGUUGGUUAUAUAUUCUAUGGCUAUUCUAUGGUUGACCAUAGCUCUCAAAUAUUCUAAAAAGUAGAAAUCCUUCCAACGAAUUUUGUAUACACUAUAUUGUUGAUUUGUUGGUUAUAUAUUCAUGUGGCUAUUCUAUGGUCGACCAUCGCUCUCAAGUAUUCUAAAAAGAAGAAACCAUUCAACGAAUGGUUAUCAAACAUUAUUUUGUUGAUCUGUUGAUUAUAUAUUCUGUGGCUAUUCUAUGGUCGACCAGAAAACUAUCUGGCGGUUCGUCCUAUCCACCAAUGAGAGCUUUCGAAUGCGGUAGAUUUUACCUACACCGUAAUAAGACUGCGAGACAGGAUUUAUUUACCGGUAAACGGAUUUUGUAACAUUUUACUGUUAUAACAACUGUCAGAAUGUUUCUUAAGGGACGCAGGACUUUUUACCGGUAAAUUGUGAAUAGAACAAUCUAUCAUUUGAAACAAUUUACCGUGUGACGUGAUGGUAUCACCUAAAAAUGAACAACAUCGACUUGUGAAAUAUCGUGUUCCCAGAAUGUGCUCAAUAUCAAGUCGGUUUUAUUUAUUAGGAAUA
This is a messenger RNA of Nilaparvata lugens (brown planthopper), 3615 nucleotides long. RefSeq names its product mitochondrial proton/calcium exchanger protein. Gene Ontology annotation, cellular component: mitochondrial inner membrane. The record is from RefSeq and is a predicted model, not a curated record. Gene Ontology annotation, biological process: intracellular monoatomic cation homeostasis. NCBI's taxonomy places the organism in Eukaryota, Metazoa, Arthropoda, Insecta, Hemiptera, Delphacidae. The coding region runs from base 165 to 2432 and encodes 755 amino acids. The transcript is spliced from 13 exons. Gene Ontology annotation, molecular function: ribosome binding.